AAAAUAUAAUCUGCGGUUAAACUUCAUAGUAGGAAAUAGUUUAACUAUCUUCAUGUAGCCUAUAAAGGUGAAAAUGUUGCCUUUAUACAUGUAAAACGUUGAAACUGUGUAGAAUUAAUUUCUUUGCCGGGGGUCUAGUGAAUAAGCAAUGCAAUUUCGGAACAAUACUAUAAUUGGCUGAAACGGGGUAAACUUUCUUUCUGUGUGGACACUGAUUGGUCCGCGUCUCGCAGAGCCCGCCUACGGGUGGUGCCUUGAACCUGCUCUAUGUUGAAGCGUUGCGCUCAACCAGUGUCGAGUUUAGAGGGUCUCUCUCUACCAGGGUGACAAGUCUGAGCCGGGGAGCCGCCGAGGGAAGGAACUGUCUUUUGAACCAAACACACGGGCUACUUUGGGCUUUUCAUCGCCGGAUACAUAACUUGCACUGGAGUUGGAUUAAUUUGCACCACUCUUUUUUAGUUUUUAUUUUUCAUUUGCUUUAGAAGACACGCUAAAACUCACCGAAGACAAUGGGGUCCCAGUCAUCCAAGGGAGAAGUAGCUACGGAGGCAAACGCUGCUGCCGCUGAUGCUGCAGCUGUCAAAACCAAUGGACAGGAAAAUGGGCAUGUGAAAUCAAACGGAGAUGUCUCCAAGGCUGAUGGAGAAGCUGCUGCCACCAACGGCUCUGCUGAUGCAGCCAAGGAGCCCGAGGCUGGUGCAGGGGGUGAUGCCAUCGAGCCUGCACCUGCUGCAGACGGAGAGGCUGCCAAAGCUGAGGGUGAAGGAGCUACUAAAGAAACCCCCAAGAAGAAGAAGAAGAAGUUCUCCCUCAAGAAGUCCUUCAACUUCAAGAUCAAUCUGAAGAAGAAGAAGAGCGAUGCCGUGAAAGAAGAAGCGGCCGCUGCUCCGGAGGAGAAGAAAGAGGAGGCAGCUGCAGAGGAGAAGAAGGAGGAGGUGAAGGAGGAGGCUGCAGAAGCUCCUGCUGCUGCAGCUGCUGAGGCUCCUAAGGCUGAGGAAGCCCCCAAGGCCGAGGAGGCUCCUAAAGAGGAGCCCAAAGAGGUAGCUGCUCCUGCCGCCGAGCCCACAAAACCCACAGAGGAGAGCAGCUCGACCCCUGCUCCCUCUGAAAAGAAAGAGUGAUUGUACCUUCAGCUCACUAUGAACUGAGUGAACUGUUUUUCAAGAGAGAGAGAGAAAAUUUAAGAGUAUAUAUAUAUUUAUAUAUAUGUGUAUAUGUAUACAUAUGUAUAUGGAUAUAUGUAUAUGUAAAUAUAUACACAUGUAUGUGAGAGACUCCUUCGACGUGCCACUUUUCGUCAUGAUAACAAGACGACAGACUAGAUUCACUAGAUCACUUCCCUGGUUACUGCCGACAUCUGGACCUGGCUGAGUUUAGGCUGUGGGAUGGUCGCUCUGGAGAAUGGAUUUUAAAGGCUGGAAUGCGAGAUACUGACACCAUGAAGUUUGAAAGAGGCUGAAGGAUGUUGACACAAAUCAGAGCAUCUUUUUCUUAAAAUCUGUGACUAAGAUGCUCCGUGCUGAAGGAAUGAAGCUUACCAUGAUAGUAGGACACCACCACUUGAAUGACUGUUAAAUAACGAAAAAUGAAAUCAGAAAUUAAGAGACUUGCCAACUUUUUACAUUCCUAUAUUUUAACCCAAAUUUGAAGUAUUUUGUGGUGUAUUAUAGAGGACCAUCUUAAAGAUUCAGAGAAGCUAUGUCUUGUUUGUUUAAAGUAAAAAAAAAUAUUUGAUUUUUACCUUACUAUAAAAGAAGAACACUUAAGCUUGCUAUGUUCACUGUUGCGGUUUGAUAUGAAGCAGAGUUGUUUAUCUGUCGUGUGUGAGCCUGAAUCUGCUUUGUCUCUGUAAAUACAUUGGAUUGAUUUCUGUUCUUUAUUUUGCUAAUGUUGACAGAUGUUACUGGUUUUAUUGUAAAGUUGAUAAUGGUAAAUAAAUGUUGGUUACCUGCCA
Boleophthalmus pectinirostris (great blue-spotted mudskipper) is the source of this 1954-nucleotide messenger RNA. It is a transcript of the gene marcksl1b, whose product is annotated as MARCKS-like 1b. The record is from RefSeq and is a predicted model, not a curated record. Bases 510 to 1121 code for a protein of 203 amino acids. Gene Ontology annotation, cellular component: plasma membrane; cytoplasm. Gene Ontology annotation, biological process: central nervous system development; actin filament organization. Gene Ontology annotation, molecular function: actin filament binding; calmodulin binding. NCBI's taxonomy places the organism in Eukaryota, Metazoa, Chordata, Actinopteri, Gobiiformes, Gobiidae. The transcript is spliced from 2 exons.